CUUUGGUUGCUACUGCAGAGAGAUGGAUUAACCAUUUCUUGGAACUGCCCACCAUCAUCACCAGCACUCGCCUGUCACUCUGCCUUUGAUUUCACACUUAGUUCGAGAAGAAAACAGGCUGGAGAGGAGUUUCUGUCAACCUCACGUACACUGAGUCAAUGCCCUACCACCAAGAGCAGAUGUCUACAAGAGAGGACUGACUGCUUAAUAUCUCAGAGUAGAGUGAUGGACGGAGCAGCUGCUGUUACUGAUGCCCCUCUGGACACUGCUAACCCUCUGCUCAGAGCGGUGUUUCUGCGCCGUUUGCGUCUCACUCGGCUGCUUUUGGAUGGAGGGGCAUAUGUGAACGAGAGCGACAGCAGGGGCCACACCCCCCUCAUGGUGGCCUGCAGAACGCCGCACUCUGAUGGCCAGAGUGCUAGCAGGGUCAAACUGGUGCAGUUCUUGCUGGAGAGAGGAGCAGACCCAAACAUCCAGGACAAGACGGGCUGCUCUGCUCUGAUGCAUGCCUGCAGGGAGCUGGCUGGGGCUGAAGUUGUGUCCCUGCUGCUGUCCAGUGGAGCAGACAUCAGCCUAGAGGACCAAACAGGGACCUCUGCAUUGGUUUAUGCCGUCACUGCUGGAGACUGGAAAGUGGUCAGGCUAUUGCUGGACACCUGCAAGGCCAGUGGAAAAGAGGUCAUUAUUAUAACAGCAGAUAAAUUGCCAUGCGGUACAUUACAAGCAAAACAGUACCUCAGCAUGCCACCAAUCAGCCCUACAGACAAAACGUCAUUGACUGCUCCUCCUACAUCUCCCUCUGAAGUCCAGCUGAUAACCUCUCCUCAGAUUAGCCCCACGACCUCUGCACUGACACCGCCCGUUUUCUCCUUCAAAGAGACCACAGACAGUGGAAUCAGUCGGGUCAGCUCACACCCCUGCUCUCCAUCACGACUUCGAGCUGUGGGUCAAACUGCCAUCAAUGGACUUCAACAGCCACUGCUCAGGCUGAACUCAGAGCCAUGGUUGAAAAUCCCUGCUUCUAUUCUAAACCAACAGCUGCAUGCUAACAUUGAACAAGCUCCAGACUACAAUAAAAUACAAAGAAAACAUGUUACUAGUGAGGACAAAAAUUCAGCUACAGAAAGUUUGAAGAUGUUUGAAGACAGCCUAUCAAGGGAGAGAAAAGCAGGUGUUAAACAUUUAGGUCACAAGAUUUCCCUUCCUGGUCUUCUCUCUCCUCACUCAGCCUCUCACCCUAACUUGCAUUCUGAAAACUUAGGAGAUUCAACAAUGACCACGUCUGCUUCCUUUCCCAACAGAAGAACACUAGGCACUUCAUUUAACAAUACGUCCUCUUCAAGUUUAUAUACCAUUAUUCAAAAGCGUAAAUUAGGGUCAGACAUCUACAACUCUGACCCACAGAUAGCCAUGAAUACGAAGAAUAUUCCUGAGGAGCCAGAGGAAGGUGCGAGUCAGACACUUGAGGGGAACAAGCCUGUGCCAAUACGCUGCUCCAGCACACUGGGGGCGAGGGAACCCCCACCCACACAAAGCCUGAACCGAAGAGUGCUGUCCCGGUACGAGCGCAGAGGAUCAGGAACUUUCCUCCAGGAUCCCCAUUCACAAAGCAGCAGGCCAAACAUGCUGCCACCAUUGAACAGCUUAAAAACUCCUGUGCUCAGAGUCUACAGCCUGAGCUCCAGCAGCGGAGCUGAGAAAGAGUGUAAUCAGAGAACUUUUAUUCCCUCUGCUCCUCCUGGGGCCCCAAAGGAGCUGAGCAGGCGCAUGCUGCUAAGGAGGCACUCGAUGCAAACUGAAUACAAAACCACUGUAUAAAAUGUCAAGCAAGAUUCACGAAAAGGAGAUGAUUAAAGGGAAUCUGUCUUAGAAAUAAUUUCUAAACUAAAGUCUAACUGAUAUAUAUUAGGUCUGUAUCACGCAGACGCUUUAUCUGAAAAUGUUUUAAUUAUUUAAAUAAUUUUACUUUUACACAUAAUCAGACCCUCCAUAAUGGAGACCCUUUGGUCCCCAAUAUUGUGAAACAUAUGUUCUCUUGUUUUAGGCAAAAUAUCAAUGAAAAUGUUUAUGAGCCAGUAACAUCACUGUGAGCGCUUUGUUAAAAUGUGAAACUGUCAGUGAAGCUAUAGUCUUAUUUUUCAAAGACUACUGAAUGUAAAGCUCUAUAGAUAUUUCAUUUAGCAUCAGUAGAUGGCAGUAUUGAAACAUGCUUUGCCUACUCCUCCUGUCCAUCAAACCACCACUUUCCAAUCCCUCUCUGAGGAUGUGAGAAUACAGCGUUCUGGUCAAAUCUUCAAGUUACAAACUGGAGAAGAAUAAAAUAUAAUUAUAUGAAUUUAUUUUUAAAAAUCCAAACCACUGUACAAGUCACAAUGUAAUUAAUAUACAUAGUCUUCAAGACCAUCAGUUUACAUAUAAAAACAACAUGUAAUUUAAAAAAAUUCAGGAAGUAAAAUUCAUUGUUAAUUCUUCUCAAAAUAUUAACAAGUAAUAAAAACUGAAUCAAUGUAAUUUAUAAAAGGGCUCAAUUUCUCUUUUCAAAAAUCCUGUACAAAAAUAAACAGACACGCUCUCCAUUAUUCUACAUUUUACAUAUUCCAGUAUCAAAACUGAGGUAAAAUAAAUACAAGAGUAGACACAAAGAUGAGACUGAUUCUAUGUACAUCAGAAAAACAGAGAGUGUCUAUUUGUUUAAAACGUACAGCAUUUCACAAACUCAGAACGUCCAGUUCACGCAGACUACUUGCAAACUGAGCAACCCAAGGCUCCGUAAUGAUCAGCCUGUUGGCAUCUGCAAACUUUAUCACUGUGCCAUAUGGGAAAUUGUCUGCUGUGCCUGCACCUGCUCAUCUAGGACGGAUGUGCUGCUUAUACCUCAGCCACUGCGGUCAUAGUCGCUCACCAUCUUCUUGAUGUGAUUCAGUUUGGCCUUCAAGUAUUUGCACCUGCGCUUCUUCGUCUGAUAAUUGGCUGUCUGUAAAGACAUCAUAAUAAAGUUUAUGACAAAUU
This is a messenger RNA of Periophthalmus magnuspinnatus, 3009 nucleotides long. RefSeq names its product ankyrin repeat domain 34Ba (gene ankrd34ba). The coding region runs from base 226 to 1818 and encodes 530 amino acids. The transcript is spliced from 2 exons. Gene Ontology annotation, molecular function: protein binding. Lineage: Eukaryota; Metazoa; Chordata; Actinopteri; Gobiiformes; Gobiidae. The record is from RefSeq and is a predicted model, not a curated record.